Molecule: messenger RNA, 734 nt
Organism: Vicia villosa (hairy vetch)
Lineage: Eukaryota; Viridiplantae; Streptophyta; Magnoliopsida; Fabales; Fabaceae
Exons: 2
Coding region: 196-633 (145 amino acids)
Molecular function (GO): zinc ion binding
Source: RefSeq, a predicted model, not a curated record
GCCACGGUUGCACUCAGAUUCCCCUAAGAUUCUAUAUUGUAUCACACGUGGAAUUUUUGUCUUCUUAAUAUCCACCAUGGCAUUUCAUCAUCUUCUCAAAUUACAUUAUAUCUGUAAACGAAGAAACUAGGGUUCCUCCAUUGUUCCUCUCCUCGUAUCAUUCCUCCGUCGCUGCUUCACCGUUAAUCUCACAACAUGGGUAGCAAAUCUUCCUCCGUAGGAAACUCCGGUUGCAAAUCUCCUUCGCUGCUUCAUCGUUCCCAAGCUCCACCUCACUGUAGUUGUAACAUAACCAUGAAGAUGUUGGUAUCAAACACCAUUGAUAACCCUAAACGCAAAUUCUGGAAAUGCAGAAAUGUACUGAAUGGAUGCGGUAUGUUCAUAUGGGAUGAUGAGCUGGGUGAAUUCAAUAAUGUCGAGGUGAUUCAAUGUAAAUGCACUGAAAUGACAAAAGAUGCGUUGAAAGAGAUUUUGAAGGACAUUGCCACUGACAAUUUGGGAGCAGACACAAGUAAUGAGAAGAUUUUGAGGUUGAAGAAAAAAGUUGCAAUGGAGAAGAAGAAGAACCAUAACAUGAUGGUUGCACUUGUUAUGUCUUGGAUGUUUUUUGCAGCAUUUUAUAUGUUUCUGUAAUUUAGUUUAGGGAAGUGUAUGUUGUUUGUGAUUGUAUCACUUCUAUCACUUGUAUAACUUUUGUUGUAUCACUUUUGUGGUAUGUAACAAUUUGAGCUUGA